Messenger RNA from Oryctolagus cuniculus (rabbit), 7567 nucleotides. RefSeq names its product RP1 like 1 (gene RP1L1). The record is from RefSeq and is a predicted model, not a curated record. Gene Ontology annotation, cellular component: axoneme. NCBI's taxonomy places the organism in Eukaryota, Metazoa, Chordata, Mammalia, Lagomorpha, Leporidae. Gene Ontology annotation, biological process: retina development in camera-type eye; intracellular signal transduction; photoreceptor cell development.
AGGACUUGCUGCGCCUGCUCUAGGCCAGUGCUUUAUUUGCGUAAACCCACUCAGUGGUUCCAACCGCUCUGCAGUGACUGUAGCUCCCUGACUGAUGACCUUAUUGGCCUCCUGGGCCACCCAGGUAGGAAGUGGUGGGGCUAGGAUUUGAACUCAGAUCUGUCCGAUAGCAGACCUUUGCCCUCCCUUCUAUUCCACCAAUGGAUUCACCUGACUCCCAGGGUGAGUGAGGCGAACUUGGGGAGGGCAGGAAACACCUCAUACAGCCAGGGGGAUACAGGAGAUGCAAGGCCUGGCCUUUUUCUCUGACUUGCCUCUUCCUUUGCACCUUGCAGCUCCCCAGGUCUCUGCGCCAUGAGUGGUGCCCCAAGCCACCGGGAGUGCCUCCUGCCCGCCGUGGCGCGCGCCCUCUCUGCCACCCAGGUCACACCUGCCAAGAAGAUAACCUUCCUCAAGCGGGGGGACCCCCAGUUUGCAGGGGUGCGCCUGGCGGUCCACCAGCGCACCUUCAAGACCUUCAGCGCCCUGAUGGACGAGCUCUCUCAGCGCGUGCCGCUGGCCUUCGGGGUACGCUCUGUCACCACGCCCCGCGGCCUGCAUGGCCUCAGUGCCCUGGAGCAGCUGCAGGAUGGGGGCUGCUACCUCUGCUCCGACAAGCAGCCCCCCAAGACCCCUGGCUGGCCGGGGUCGCUGGAUUCCGAAGGCCAGGGCGAGGCGCCAGGAACAACCUCUUCUUGGAAGGGCCCCAAAGCCCCGAGGAGGAUGACACUCGUUAAGAACGGGGACCCUCGGCUCCGGCAGACAGUGGUUCUGAGUCCUAGGAACACCAGAAACCUGGCGGCCUUCCUCAGCCAGGCCUCGGCGGCCCUGCGCUUUCCUGUGAAGCAGGUGUACACCGUGAGUGGGAAAAAGGUGGACUCGCUGCAGUGUCUCCUGCGCUGCCCCUCGACGCUAGUGUGUGCUGGUGACGAGGCCUUCAGACCUCCAGUGAUGGAAGAUGCCAGAAGAAAUGGGACAGAAACCUUACCUGGGCUGUCUUCCAGGAGCAAAACUGGGAGCUGGGGGCCAAAGGCCAAGCAGAGCGUGAUGCACUCACGGUCCGGGUCGGGCAGCGGCCGGCCACGGCGGCUUUCCCCGCUGUCAGAGACGUCUGCCCCCCACCGGCCCCCCGCCUCUCUCCACCGUGCCCAGGGGGCCCCUGCUCCCGACAGACACCUUCGCGACACACCUGCCGCACCCGGCCCCUUGGUGGCCGGUGACGGCGUGGAAAAGAAGGUUCAUCUGAAUGAGGACGGCAGCCUGUCCGUGGAGAUGAGGGUGCGCUUCCAGCUGCUCGGCCAGGACGCGCUGCUGUGGUCCCAGCGGGUGGGGCGGGCCGGCGCCCUCACAGCAGCCAGCAGGGAGGACCUCAGCCUUGGGGAGGCAGACCCCCCCUGCUGCACCUGGCAGGGCCACCCUUGGGGCUUCUCAGAGCCUGGGGCAGGGGCGUCAGGGCCAUGUGAGGCGGGAUUCAAGUGCGCCUUAGGCCAUGGCCAGCAGCCGGGGCCCAGUUACGAGAUCUGGAGGAACCCCCUGUACGCCUCCCAGGGUGAGCAGCCGGCUGCUGAGAAGAGAUCUGGGCUGGCCCCGCGCGCCUGCGGCAGGCGCCGCUGGAGCCGUGGGACAGCUGGGAAGCACGGACGUGGCCAGGACAGCGCCAGCCCAGCCUCCAGUGCGGGACACUCCGAAGGCUCUGAGCAAGACACCUGCAGCAGCCCCAGGACCGUGGGGGGUGGCGUGAGCAGUGGCAGCCUGCAUCCAGCCUCUGCCUCCCCAGCCAGGGGACCUGGAGAGGGCCCCCAAGGGAGCCCCAGCCCACGUUCCAAGGGAGGAAGGCUGGCUGGCGGGGGGCCACGCAGCUGCCUGAGACCGGAGACUGGAGACACAGAUGAGGCCGACUCUGACUCGUCAGCCAGUGCUGGGCCUCUAGAGAGGCCCAGCGAGCAGGGUGAGCAGCUCCGGGGCUGCCAGUGGCAGACAGGGGCCAUGCCUUCCCAGCGGCUGUUGGCACAGGGUGGCAGCCUCGGGGCUCCCACUCUGAGCCCCUCAUCUCUGGGGACUGAAGAUCUGCAGGCAGAGAAGCCCGGACAGGACACCGGGCAUGACCAGGCCAGGGGUGGGGCUGUAACGGGGCUGCUGCUGGCUCCAGGUCAUCCUGGCCCUGGGGACACAGAAGGAGGCUGCUCCCCACUCCCUGCCUGUGCCUCGGCCCGGCAGGGGAGGAGAAGGCAGAGGAGCCCAGCUAGCGCUGUGUGCUCACCUCGCUCUCCCGGCCGAGUGUGCUGCCACCACAGGGACGCCCCCUGCCUGCUCCACGCACCUGCAGCCCUGCAAGCGCCGAGGCCACCCGACAGAGGCGGGGCCAGCCCAGGAGGCCCAGUGCCACCCUUUUCUGAGAAUGUGUUGAUGAGCAGGAAACAGGUCUCUGGGGACCUGAGACCUCCCUCCCCGGGCUCUCUUUACUCCCAGGAGCCCUCAGGAGCCCGCAGUGUCACCCUCACCCCCGUGAGUAACUCAGACUGUGCUUCUAGUGUGCACCCCACCAGCACUCCCUCUGCGGAGCCAGCAGGCGACAUCAAGUACAGAGAGCACCCUCCAGCUCCUGCACUUGCACACACACCCCACCCCUGCCCACAGGCUGGCGCUGGCAGGCAGCGGGGAAAGACAGGGGGCACCCCUAGGCCCUCCCCACCCUUGGUUCUGCUGGCCGGACAGCCUGAAGCAGGGGAGCCAGGAGCCCAGCAAGGUCACAGCUGCUCCCCAAUCGGGACACCGGCUUCCUUCCCUGAAGGCGCCUGGGCGUGCAGCGGGUACUGCCCCACUCCCCCUGAGGGGCGGCCCUCUGCCAAGAAGCCCCCUUUGAGCCCAAGGAACACCAGCAGUGGCGACCAAAGUGCUGAUGACUGGGAGUCAGGUGGGGAUGAACAGGGGGAGGAGCAACUCGAGGUGGGGCCCACGCCGCUCCUAGGCCCUGGGUCAGCGGCAGCAGGGAGAAGGGUCAGGAGCAGCCUGAGCCCCAGUGCUGGGCCCGGGAGGGCAUUAGAGGGGAAGGCGGCCAGCGCAGGGCAAGGCCUUGAGGGGCUGGAGGAUGACGGCAGCGUGACACCCAGCGCCCUGCCCCACGCCUCACCAGACGCCGUGGUCCGCGAGUGGCUGGGCAACAUCCCGGAAGAGCCCGUGCUCAUGAGAUACGAGAUGGACGAGCCCACCGGGGCGGCCAGGGAUGGCCCAGGAGGCCCCGAGGAGGCCCCUGCUGAUGAGCGCCCUCCAGAAAGCCUGGGGGAGCUGGCGCAAGGCGGACAGCUGCUCCUGGAAGGGGACGCGGGGGAGCACCCAGAGCCAGAGCCAGAAGGAGCCCUCCCAGGCCCAAGACAGGCUCCGCCCCUGGGCCACGCGGCAGCUCCAGCUGGAGUGCCUGACUCCCCCAUGGGGGCUGGAACCAGGGAAGGGGCUGCUGGCGCCCAGGGCAGGGCACCGUGCGCUCUUCCUGGCAGGGUCUCUGCCUCCACACAGAUCAUGAAAGCACUGCUGGGUGCCAAACAGAGCCGCCCCAGCAGCCUCCCUGAACUGUCCGAUGUGGUGGCCAAGAGGUUGAGCCACUCAGCAGGGGCCCUCGUCGCCUGCCUCGCCAGGCUCCACUUCUUUGAUGAAGACCCUGGUUCCCCUGCCGACAAGGUGAGGUUCAUAGACUCCCCUCGGUACCGGGAGCUCCUGAGCAUCUCUCAGGCCCUGUGGCCAGGGUGCAGCCCUGGGCGGGACCAGCUGGACCCCAGCCUCGGGGAGCUGGCUCCACACAAGGCUUUGCUGGUGACGGAGGACUUCACACCCACGUCCUCGUCUGGCGUGGACGUCAGCAGUGGCUCUGGAGGCUCAGGGGACGGCAGCGUGCCCUGUGUCCUGGACGGCACCUUGGUGCCAGAGAAGACAGAGCUGCCCCUGGAAAUCCCCUCCCAGGGGCCUGACUCCAGCAUAUCGGAGCACCCAGAGGGUCUGGGAAACCUGCGGCAGGGUUGUCCCACAGCCUCCACCAGCUCGCAAACCUGGGCCUGUGCCACCAGCAAGCCAGAGGCAGCAGAGGGAGGCGGUGGAGAGCAGCCAUUGGACAAUGCAUCUGAACACGAAGUUGAAAAGGUGGUGCGAGGAGAUGGAGGGCAGGUAGAGGAAAUAGAAGGAACGAGAAGAGAAGAACCACAGGAGGGCACCCAGGAGGGAGGGCUUCCAGGGGAGGCUCCCGGCCAUGGGCCCGGGGUGUCAGCAGCCGGUGCUGCAGAUGCGGACCUCUGCACCCUGGAAGACCAGAGAGAGCACAAAGAGGAAGCAGCAAGACGCCCUGUCUCUGCAGGCCUGUGCCCCCCGGACGGGAGUGAGAACCCUCAGGAAACCCCUUGUCCUCCCAGUGAGGGUGCUUCCAAUGCCAGUGACAGCCAAGGGGGCCCCAGGUCAGAGCCUGGUGUGGAAGAGCCGCCCGCAGCAGCCGGCGGGGAACGGGAGCAAGCCCAGGUCAGGUGGAGGCAGGGUGCGGGAGAGGCGGGCAGGUGCACUGCCUGCAGGGCGUGUCUGGACCCCGACCCCGUCUGGGUGUCCAAACUGUUGAAGAAGCUGCAGGCGUCCUUCCUGGCCCACUUGGCUGAUGCCACAGCCCAGCUCCGGGCCCGCUGGAACCUGCAGGACCACAGGCUGCUGGACCAGAUGGUGGCCGAGCUGGAGCAGGACGUGAGCGAGCGGCUCCAAGCCAGCACCGACAAAGAGCUCCAGAAGAUCCAGAGCCGGGCCGGGAGGAAGGCCCUGGGGCCGCCCCGCGAAGCCCUCAGGGGCCAGGCGUCCCUGCAGACUGAGCAGCGCCGGCGCCGCCUCCACGGCCUGCGCAACCUCUCAGCCUUCCCUGAGCCGACCUGUGGCCGGGGGCUCUUCUCCUGCAGCCUGGAGGAUGCCAGCUCUGCGCCCGGGGAGGAGUUCUGUCCCUGUGAGGCCUGCGUGAGGAAGAAAGGGACCCGUAAGUCCCCAAAGGACACCCCGGGGGCCGCUGGUGCGCCCAUCAAAAAGGCCUUCGACCUGCAGCAGAUUCUACAGAAGAAAAAGGAAGGGUGUCCGGAGGGGGAGGCCGCUGAGGGGGGAGGGGUGACGCCAGGUCAGGAGGACCCCGCCAUGGCCGGGGAUACCCCGGCAGCCAGUGGAGGGCAGGGGCUUGGAUUGGGCCCUGGGCCUGGGGCGGAUGAGGGGGACGAGGGUGAGGGGAACCAGGUGCUCAGCAGGGACAAGGAUCCCCCAGGUGGGGAGGCAGAGGGCACUGGUGACCUGGAGAGUGGAGACAGUGUUGCUCGGGGCCAGGCGGAGCAGGGAGUGCAGGAAGGACCCGUGCAGGAGGACUCUGGGGAUGGGCAGGACUGUGAGGCUGCGGCCUCCGAAGGAGGUGACCUGAAUCCAGGAGGACAGGGUGAUGGCGCCAAAGCUGCAGAGGUCCAGGAAGCUCGAGGAGAGGGGUGGCCAGGCUCAGAGGGCAGAAACGGAACAGAGAUGGAAGGCAGCCCCUUGGGGCACCCAGGAGAGAGCCAGAUCGGGGAGGCUUCUGAAACCAGCACCCCAGCCCAAGAGGACAGGCCCGCAUCACCCUCUGCCCCCCGAGGAGACAGCCCCAAUCAAAGGCUGGGCCCCCCGACACCUCCCCCUGCCUGCGCCUCCUGCAGCUCAUCUGCUGCGGCCGUCUCCUCCCAGGAAGACCCAGCUGCAGAAUGCCCAGGCGGGGACAGAAGGGGCAGUGAUGCCGAGCCUCAGGGACUCCCAUGCCCAGACAGAAAAGUCCCCCAGAUGUAUCCUGGAAGCUCCACUUCUGAGCAGGACGGGCCCCCUUCGUGCCCAGGGACCCCAGAGCAGGGCUCAGGUGGCGGCUGUGAUGUACAAGACGAGAAGGUCGCCGGAGGCCUCACCAGCACCCAGGUGGGAGGCAGGGCGGAUGGCUUUGGUGGAGACGACUUCGAUUUCUAGAGCUCAAGCCGUGAGCUGAGGCUGCAUCGGGGACUCUGUUUUCAGUGAUAUUUUGUCUGCCACCCUGAGCGACCCUCUGCUCCUGGAGACAUACAAAGACCUGGGAAGAAUCAUGGGCUUGCCUGGAACACAGCCUACUCUAUGCUGCCCCCGGGGCCUGAAUCGCGGAGCAAAGCAGGGUCACCUGCACGGGGGACGUCACGGAGCCAGGGGGACCCUGCGCUCGCCCGCAGAGCAGGAGCAGGUGGCGCCCUGGAAAGUCCCAGGGCAGUCUCAUGCGUGUUUCUUCUUGCUAGCCCGCAUGGCCCUCCUCCUCCUCCUCCUCCUCCUCCUCCUCCUGCUCCUCCUCCUCCUCCCUCUCCUCCUCUCUACUCAUCUCCUGUUGCCAUUCCUCUUUGGCUUUUGGGUACUCAUUUCCCCUGACUUCGAGGUGCUUUUUGGUUAGUUUUGAAUGUAUUUUGUGACUCUGCAGAUGCAACUAUUUGGCAAAAGCAGGUAAAUUCAGGGUCAAUGAAUACGACUGGUUCUCCAAGUCCACAUGUUUCUCCUUAAUUCAUGUUUUGUGUAUAUGAUGGAAUAAAACGCAAAAAAGCAGCAAGAUGGUGAUUGCCUGUGCUCCCACCAAUGGAGAUAACGUAGGUUAGCAAUUCCAUGUUCUUCCUUCCCAUUGUUCUCGGGUCAUUUUGUAGUCGAAAUUGGUCUUUAGGGACACAUUUACAUGCUUUAUUUUAAAAAACUGAACGAUGCAAUGAUUUAUUCCUUUUAUCUCAACAGCUUCAUAAACUUCUUUUAAUACCCAAAUAAUGUUCCAUUUUGAGAAUAUCAAAUACUUUACUUCACUGCUUCCCUAUUAUAAGACCGUUUAGAUGGGAUCUGUUAUUUCGUUCAUCAGACUUCAUUCCUGGACUUCUGAGCAUUUCCUUAAGAUUGAUUCCCACGCGUGGCACUUCUGGGUCAAAGGCGAUCAAGAUUUUUAAGACUCCCAGUAUCAUGCGAUUUGUUUUUCUGCAGGUCUAAUUACACUACCCAGCUCACCACAGGGCGGUCAUGUCAGUCCUUGGCAUUAUCAUUAAAAACGAAAUGUCAUUUUCUAAUAUUAUGGACAAAAAUAAUAGCACUUCAAUUCAACGUGGUCCUAUUUUAGAGUUGGUUACGAAUGAGGUUAACAUUGUAUCUAAAGCUUUCAAAAACUUUUUGCAAGUGAAUGACAUGUGCAUGCCUUUCACCCAUUUUCUCAUGAGGUCCUUGCUUUUUAAAAUGAAUUUAUUUGUGUGGGCAGUGCUUGCUAUAAUUUUUUUUAAAAGUCCUUUUGCUAUUUUAGAGACUUUAAAGCUCCCUCUUUGCACAGCCUGAGUAUUAGCCCUUGGAUGGGGCAGCCUUGCUCUGGCUUUCCUGCUCAUACCCGGCCAUCUGGUGGUACCAGAUUUAUUUAAAUGGAAACCUGCGCUACGAGAACAGAUGUUGUGCACUGGUUGCUAAAAUGUCUCCACAUGCGACAGACGUUGAGGUAUGGUGCACCUGCCGAUCUGCGCUCACCUUUUCCACA